Messenger RNA from Adineta ricciae, 2280 nucleotides. The record is from the annotation of a GenBank genome assembly. NCBI's taxonomy places the organism in Eukaryota, Metazoa, Rotifera, Eurotatoria, Adinetida, Adinetidae.
AUGAAAGGUCGAAAAAAGUGUAAAAGAGAAAAGCAUCAACGUCGAAUGACAAUAUUUCACUUGUUUAUCUCAAGUGUUUAUUUAAUAUUGUCCAAUAUUAUAAAAUUUCAUGAGAUUUCGUGCGAAAUCUUUAUUAAUUUAUAUUUUGAAAUCGAUUAUUUUUAUAAAACUUUGACUAAUCAACAAAAAAGGUAUCGACGCGAGAAUAGUUUAACAGAUUUACAUGAAUUAAUUGUUGAAAAUCGUGAAAAUCGAAUUCGACAUGCCAUUUCUAUGGAUAUUUCACUAAAUCUUGUUGAUCAUUCCUUUCAAACUCCAUUAUAUUACGCAUGUCAACGAGGUCGUACAAAGCUUGUUCAAUAUUUACUCGAACACGGUGCUCGACACGAUCUCUUUGAUCUCAAUAGAAUUUCACCAUUAUGGAUCGCAUCAAAACAAGGUUUUCAUGAAAUUGUUUUACUUCUUCUUGAACACGGUGCUGAUCCAAAUCAUCGAUCUAUUGAUCAAACAACAUCUUUAUAUCAAGCAUCAUAUUACGGUCAUCUCAAAUGUGUAUAUCAUCUUAUUCGAUAUAAAGCUCGUGUUGAUUAUGCCAAAAAUAGUGGUGCAUCACCUUUAUUUGUUGCGGCAAGAAAUGGUUUUCAUCGAAUUGUAAAACAUUUGUUAAAAUUCGGUGCCGAUCCGAAUCAAUGUCAAGAAGAUCUUCGAUCACCUCUACAUACAGCCUUAUUAAAUAAUCGUGUGAGAUGUGUUCGAAUUCUUCUUCGACAUAUUAAUAUCGAUUGUUUAAUUCAACAAAAAGAUAUUUAUGAAUGGAAUCAUUUUCAUUUUCUUGCGAAAAAAGGAAGUUACAAAUCCGCUCGUGUUUUGUUUCAUCAUUUGAAGAAAAAACAAAAAGAAAUGAACUUUAAUGAACAAGAUUCAUUUGGAAAUACACCAAUUCAUAUUGCUUUAUUCAACAAGAAAAGUAAAUUUCUUCAAUAUUUACUUAAGAAAAAUGUUGAUAUAAAUCAACCGAAUUGUUUCGGAUGGAAUUAUCAUCAAUUGAAAUUGAAAUUCGAAGAAUCUUUGAAUUUGAACAUUUGUCAAUCAAAAGAUUACUUUGAAAAUUUAUUAUCAAUUCAUUUAAUCAAAUAUACAGAUGAAGAUCGAUUAAUUAGUGAAGAAAUUCAAUGUUAUGUUAAAGAAUUACUUACAGUUAUUGAAAGAAUAAAUCCUUUAUUUCGUAGUGAAAUCAUUUGUAGUGGAUCAUUUUAUGAAAAUACUCGUGUUGGUUUACCUGAUGAAUUUGAUCUUAUGAUCGAUUUAAUUGAAAUUGAACAUUUAGCGAAGUUUAUUGAGGUGAAUUCUGAUCCACCGGGUUACGGGCGAUUGUAUCCUGAUGAUAGUUACGAAGCUUUUCGAAGAUUAGUUUUCUAUUUAGAUCCCAAAACAUCCUGUCUUUCUGCUGAGAAAAUUCGCAAACAAUUCUAUCAACUUUUAACAUCUGCACGAUCCUCUGUGAUUAAUCGAGAAACUUCCUCACAUUUUAAACAUUUGAAACUUGAAUGGACAAGUGAUGAUAAACAAUGUGGAACAGCUAUUCAUGUCGAAUGGUAUGGUGUUCAAUAUCCAUAUUUAUCAAUUAAAAUUGAUGUUGUUCCUUGUUUAACAAUUUAUUCAUGGCCUCGAACAGCAACAUUUGAUUGUCCAUUAGAAAAACAUCAAUUUCAUAUUAUUCCUCGUAGUCCACAAGUUAAUGAAAGUUUUCUUUGGCGAAUUUCUAUGUCACAAUUGGAAUCAAUUCAUUUACAAAACAUUUCAUUAAAUCAAAAAAAUGGAUAUUUAAUUUUAAAAUGUUUAAGAAUUUUAUUUCCAUUUAAAAGUCACAUUGGAACAUCAAUUUAUACAAAUGAAGAUCUCUUAACAUCAUAUAUGUUUAAAAAUGAAUUUUUUCAUGAAUUAUAUCGAUUUCCAUUUGAAUCUCAAUGGAUUAAUGGAAGUUUGACUCAUCGAAUAUUUGGAAUUCUAAAGCGUUUACAUAAACAUUUACUUCUUGGCUCAAUUAAUUCAUUUUUUAUUCAAAAUUAUAAUAUUAUUGAUUUAAAUGAAUAUAAACAAAUUCGUUCAAUUGAAAUUCAAUAUCUUCGAACAAUUCUUUCGCAUUUAAAAGAAAAAUUCGAUUUUAUCCAAAAGACAUCUUUACGUCGACAUACAAUUACUCAUCUCGGAUCAACUCAACGAAAACCUCGACUCAGACAACGUGCAUUUACUCAUUUUCCUGAAUUUCAAUCAUUGUAA